Molecule: messenger RNA, 1788 nt
Organism: Aplosporella prunicola CBS 121167
Lineage: Eukaryota; Fungi; Ascomycota; Dothideomycetes; Botryosphaeriales; Aplosporellaceae
Exons: 3
Coding region: 19-1617 (532 amino acids)
Biological process (GO): transmembrane transport
Cellular component (GO): membrane
Molecular function (GO): transmembrane transporter activity
Source: RefSeq, a predicted model, not a curated record
CAUCUCCAACAUGACAGAAUGUCGGGAGAACCUCAAAGCCGCUCUCGAAGUCCAUCGAGAGGCUUGGAUGAAAGAGUAGCAGAAGACAUCGAGGGCGAGUCCCAAGAAGCGCGUCUGGAACGACUCGGCCGCCAACGCCCAGAAAAGUUCAAAUCAUUAUGGAAUGAAAUCGGCUUUGUCUAUUCCAUUACAAUGUCCCAAGCUUUGACGGAAUACUUUGUCUCCGGCUUCAACGUCGUCCUUCCAACUGUAGCCGAGGAUUUGAACAUUCCCUCCGCAUCCAGCACUUGGCCCGCCAAUGCCUUUUCCCUCGUGGUCGCCUGCUUCCUGCUCACCUUCGGUAGGCUUGGCGACAUGUACGGCGGCUUCCCCGUCUAUGUCGCCGGCAUCGCCUGGUUCACAGUCUGGUCUUUCAUUGCAGGCUGGUCGCAAAACGAACUAAUGAUGGACUUCUGCCGAGCCCUUCAAGGCCUUGGGCCAGCUGCGUAUCUGCCAACUGGCCUGAUGCUUCUUGGAAGCGUCUACCGGCCUGGACCUCGGAAGAACAUGGUAUUCAGCUUGUACGGUGCUAUGGCGCCACUAGGCUUCUACAUCGGGAUCUUUUUUGCAGGUGUUACAGCGCAAUAUACAACAUGGCGAUAUUAUUUCUUUAUUGGAACAAUACUGAGCCUGAGCACAGUCGUCGUCGCGUAUUUCACCAUCCCUUCGGACAGCGAAGAAAGAAAAGGCCUGCAAAUCAAGAUGGACUGGUGGGGAGCGGUGCUGAUUUCCUGCGGACUUAUCCUCUUCGUCUUCGCCAUCACAGACAGCGCGCACGCUCCCAACGGAUGGGCCACACCAUACAUCCCGACUCUACUCGCAGUGGGCGUUCUGCUCCUCAUGGCUGCUGUCUAUGUCGAAGGCUGGGUUGCAGAGAUGCCUCUCCUGCCAUUCGACAUGUUCAAAGCCAAGUACAUGAAGCCGCUGUGCGUGGCUCUUCUCUUCGCGUACGGCAGUCUAGGCAUUUUCCUCCUCUACGCGACCUUCUACAUGAGCGAAAUCAUGGGCGGCACGCCCCUGCAACUAGUCGCAUGGUUCACGCCCAUGGCCCUCGGCGGGUGCAUAAUCUCGACCGUGGGCGGCCUAGUCCUGCACCGUAUCCCCGGCACAGGCCUCAUGAUCCUCUCGGGCGCAGCCUUCAUCAUCUGCCCCCUGCUAUUCGCGCUCGCCCCGCCCGGCGCCAAUUACUGGGCCUGGACCUUCCCGAGCAUGAUCUGCGCGACCAUCGGCAUCGACGUCACGUUCAACGUCGCCAACGUCUUCAUCACGACGAGUCUGCCGCUGCGCCAGCAGGGCCUUGCUGGCGCCCUCAUCAACUCCCUCCUCCAGCUUGGCAUUGCCGUGUUUUUGGGGUUUGCGGAUGUGGCCGCUGCGCGCACGAGUGAUAGGGGGAAGAGGGAAAGCUAUAAGGUCGUUUUUUGGUUUGAGGUUGCAGCUGCCGCUGUCGCGUUGGCGCUUAUGGUUGGGUUCGUGAAGAUUAAGGCUGCGAAGAGUGGGUUGACUGCUGAUGAGAAGGCGGCGUUGGAGGCGGAGGAGGCGGAGCUGCAAGUCGAGGGGAGUGGUGGGAGUAGGGGGUAAGGUGCUGUGAGGUGUAGAAAGAGGUGGAGAUGAAGGUAAUGUAGAUAAUAAGAAUAAUGUAAUCACGGAACUAUCUCAAAACUGUCUAGGCACGAUCAUCGUAGGUACAGUACUUACUUCUACGCCUGCCUACACGAAACAGUUUCGUAGUAGAUACCAAGGAAAAUAGAG